AUGGCAGCAGCUCAGACCGCGCCAAGGCGUUUUGGUACCAAACCCAAAGAAAUAUGCCGGGAUUAUGCUCGUGGGAGGUGCUGGAGAGGUGCAGAAUGCUGCUACUGGCACGACGAUGAGCAGCCUGUGGAAAAUGUCAGCAACACUUCCCCGGCUGUAGAGAUUCUCAGCGACAAACGGUUCCAACCGCUGAAAUUCUCGAAUGAAUUCAGCGACAGUAACAAUCACCCUCGCAGCGGAGACGCCGGUUUGGAACGCGACGACAAUCCUGAAGACGCGUUGGAUUUCACCCCCGAGCAGCUGCCGCGCAGUGUUUGCUGGGCUUGGCUCCGUGGCGGCUGCUCUCGCGGCGAUGCGUGCAAAUAUCCCCAUGGAAAUUAUAGACAGCCCGCCGCUACCCCUCAGGACAGGCCCAUGUCAUGUCAGCAUGACUUUGGGGAGACAAGCAAGCCGACAUUUCGGGGUUCAAUCGAUGCCAACAGCAACGAGCGAGAACUCGCGCUGCGGCCGCACAAACGCUGUGCGUCACUCACCAUCACUCAAUUCGGCGCGCGGGUGACGUACGGGGAUGGUCUUGCUGUGAAUCGUGUCCAAAUCGAACACGAGAGUUGCACUCGUGUUGUUCUGAGCAAUAUUCCUACUUCCAUAUCGAGGACGGAUUUCUUCGCUGCUGUCAAGCUUUUCGGUCACGUUCUUGAUGUUGAUUUCAAGGACGAUCUCUCGAUGAAGCGCGACAGUAUGCUCGCAUACGUGGCGUACACCCAUCAUGCCCGUGCCGUUCAGGCUAUGUCGGCUCUGGAUGGUUCCGCAAUGUUUGGACGCGUACUUUCUGCACAGAUACCCUCGGGAGUUUCCAUUGGCCAGGGACUCAUUCACGACUCCACGGUUGUGUUGAGUUGGGACGCACCAAAGCUCAUUGGUUAUGCAGGCUACGCAACACAGGAAGAGGCGGAUAACAUCAUCGUAGCGACCAACGAUCAGGAACUCGACGGGAGGAUCAUGAAGUCGUAUAUCCACACCGGGUUGCCGUCCUUGGGGGUUUGCACCGUGCGCCUCGAGAACAUCCCUCGUCAAUCGGUGAUGACGAAGCGGAAGUUCAUCGGCAAGACAGAAGGAUUCAUGAUUGAAAAACCGAAAUAUGCCCUUCAUGUUGCUGUACGAGAGGUCCGUGCAUUCGUGGAGCGAAGUAUCCCGCAAGCGGAUCUACUGGCUUUCGACAUGGACAUGAGUCCAGAUCGCCACGGCAUCGUUCGUGCAACUAUCACCUGCUCUUCAGCGGCGGCCGCGCACAGUCUGGCUGAUAUCAUGAGCGGUCGAAAAUUCAAGUCUCUCGGCAAUGUCUCCAUAAUCUCCCAUCAUAUGCACUCCGUGUCGUUCCGAAUACCAAAAGCCACAUAUAACAUUCUUUACGACGACCUUUGCUCCCUGGAAUCCGACUUGGUGGGCGCCGGUGGGAAUGUACGGGUGCUUAAUCAAGAAGGUGAAGCCCCGGAGACUACCAUUGAACUCAUCGCGCCAGGCCUGCCCAUUUUCCGUGUAUACAGAUCGCGCGUAGAACAGCUCCUACGCGGAGAGGUUGUUCACAAGGACGGGGCAACCGUAUGGGACGACUUCUUUCUAUAUCCCACCUGCCACCGUUUUCUGGGCUUUCUUCGCCAUCAGCAACCGUCGGUGCUCUUGCAGCGUGAUAAGCACCACAGGUUGAUCAAGCUCUUUGGACCCUCUGCCGGCAGAAAAGUCAUUGCGGACUACAUCAUCGCAAAGGUCGAGCACCUACAAGGACAGUCGCGCCAUACGUUCCCCCUUUCCGGGCGUUUAAUUGGUUUGUUCUUCUCAUCGGAUCUGCGGAGACUGCAGCAUGCCCUCGGUCAAGAGAACGUCAACCUGGAUAGGGUCCGGAAAGUGCUUCAUGUCCGCGGGGGCAGCACGGCAUAUGGCCUUGCUCGCGAUAUCAUAGAUCACGCGGAGCGUCGGUACCCGCUGCGGAUGCGCACGGAGAAAACCAGCUGCUCCGUAUGCUUCGGCCCGACCGAAAAUGCUGUCGUCCUCGCCUGCGGCCACCGAUACUGUCGAUCGUGCGUCCACGGCUACCUCACUUCGGCAUCCGUUCAGUCGUGGCCCUUGACCUGCUUGGGGGAUGACGCGAAGUGCCAGCGGGAAAUCCCACUUCGCCUCAUGCAGCAGCUCCUCAACCCGCGCGAGUUCGAGGAUGCCACCCGGCGCUCAUUCCUCGCCUACAUCCGUUCGCACCCCGACGAACUUCAGUUCUGCCCGACCCCAGACUGCCCGGAGGUGUACCGCCCCGGGCCGAAGAACACGACGCGCCAGUGUCCGACCUGCUUGAACCGGAUAUGCACGUACUGCCGCACCGAGUGCCACGACAACAUGCGCUGCGAAGAGCGCGCGCAGCAUCAGGAGCCGCUUUUCAAAGAGUGGGUUGCGGCGCACGACGUCAAGCCCUGCCCCCGCUGCAGCGCACAUAUCGAGCGCGUCGCGGGCUGCAACCAUAUAACGUGUGCCGCGUGCAGAACCCAUAUCUGCUGGGUCUGCCUGAAAACGUUCCCAGACGAUCGUGAGAUCUACGGACACAUGCGAGAAGCUCAUGGCGGUAUUGGGUUGGAGGAGAUGUAAGAUGUGUCUGCGAUCGCGUGUAAGAUAUCGGGAAGGCGGGGCUUCCAGGGACUCUGUAUUUCGGGAAAACAGCUAUAUGUUAUCAGUAUGUGCAUUAGUUCUGUUAUGUCGCCCUAUAGACGAGCCAUACUAUGUUGUGCUACCUCUUGUACGCCCUUUCAGUAUAUUGUACAUUGAUG
Molecule: messenger RNA, 2810 nt
Organism: Punctularia strigosozonata HHB-11173 SS5
Lineage: Eukaryota; Fungi; Basidiomycota; Agaricomycetes; Corticiales; Punctulariaceae
Exons: 2
Coding region: 1-2631 (876 amino acids)
Biological process (GO): proteasome-mediated ubiquitin-dependent protein catabolic process; protein linear polyubiquitination
Cellular component (GO): ubiquitin ligase complex
Molecular function (GO): ubiquitin binding; ubiquitin-protein transferase activity; zinc ion binding
Source: RefSeq, a predicted model, not a curated record